AUGGAAAGCCACCACUAUAUGGUCAAGCUCUGCAGAGCUUUGAUGAACUAUGGCGCCCCGAGCCAUCGGCUGGAGGAAUACAUGUCAACAACAGCACGCAGUUUGGGCAUCCAGGGCCAGUUUCUUUACCAACCCGGGUGCAUGAUACUGGCGUUUGACGAUCCACUAGGCCAUACCACGGCUGUAAAGCUUGUACGCACCGGCGGUGGGCUCAACUUUGGAAAACUGGAAGACGCAUACAGGGUCUACAAAGACGUCUUUCACGGUCGGAUGACGGCUGCACAAGGCGACCGACGCCUGACUGAGAUCGAAUUUCGUCGAACCGGCAUUCAUCGACGAUACCAGAUCGCCAUGUACGGCCUGGCAUCGGCUUCGGUGGGACCUUUCGGCUUCCAAGCCGGGUGGAAUGACCUCCUCUGGUGCUUCGGACUCGGCUGCAUCGUCGGCCUAUUGGUAGUCAAAGGCGUUCCGCGCUCCAACCGAUUCGCAAACUUCUUCGAGUUCAUGGCUGCUGCCGUGACAUCCUUCAUCGCCCGGGCCGUAGGCAGCAUCGACGACGGAGACCUCUUCUGCUUCUCUGCGCUGGCUCAGUCUAGCAUCGCUCUCAUCUUGCCCGGUUACAUAUUCCUUCGCGCAUUGGUGGAGCUGCAAUCAGGGUCCAUCCUAUCGGGCUCUGCGCGCUUGGUGUAUGCCGUAAUGUACUCCUUCUUCCUCGGCUAUGGUAUCACCGUGGGCACCGUAUUGUACGGGUUGAUCGACAGGGACGCCAUAUCAGAAACGACGUGUCGACGCCCAAUACCCUGGAGGUGGCAACCUGCGUUUGUAGUGGCAUUCACAUGUUGCUUGAUCAUCAUCAACAGGGGGAGAUGGAAGCAAGCACCCGUCAUGGUGGCGGUAUCGCUGGGUGGCUGGGCCGUCACCUAUUUCAGCACCCGGGUCGGCCUGAGCAACGCGCAGAUCAGCAGUACGCUUGGUGCGCUGACGAUAGGGCUUAUGGCCAACGGUUACUCACGGAUCUGCGACGGGUUCGAGAACAGGACGCUGAAUUGGUGGGAUAUGCAAGUACGAACACGGCUGCACAAGGUUAGGGUCUGGCUCCAUUGUUACUCUGGCUUCAACGGUCCCGCCGCCUCCAAUCUGACCGAAGAAUACUCCCCGCCAAGACGACGCAAGGACGGUUACGCCCUCGCCACCACCGCGAUGCUUCCAGCGAUCUUCGUCCAAGUUCCCUCCGGGCUCGCGGCAGGCGGUUCGCUGGUCGCCGGCAUCAUUACGGCGAACGGCAUCACCCACCCCGCUCUGGUUAGGACAGCAAUGGCCGCCGGCGUAGAGCAGAACGCG
This is a messenger RNA of Coniosporium apollinis CBS 100218, 1341 nucleotides long. RefSeq lists its product as uncharacterized. Lineage: Eukaryota; Fungi; Ascomycota; Dothideomycetes. Gene Ontology annotation, molecular function: transmembrane transporter activity. The transcript has 2 exons. Gene Ontology annotation, biological process: transmembrane transport. The annotation marks the transcript as partial. The record is from RefSeq and is a predicted model, not a curated record.